Messenger RNA from Castor canadensis (American beaver), 3890 nucleotides. RefSeq names its product HPS3 biogenesis of lysosomal organelles complex 2 subunit 1 (gene Hps3). Gene Ontology annotation, biological process: organelle organization. Gene Ontology annotation, cellular component: BLOC-2 complex; cytoplasm. Lineage: Eukaryota; Metazoa; Chordata; Mammalia; Rodentia; Castoridae. The record is from RefSeq and is a predicted model, not a curated record.
GGUGGCGGGUCGCGCGGGCCCGAGGCCGGCGCCGGGAUGGUGCACCUGUACAACUUGCACCCGUUCGGGUCGCAGCAGGUGGUGCCCUGCAAGCUGGAGCCCGAGCGGUUCUGCGGCGGCGGACGGGACGCGCUGUUCGUGGCGGCGGGCUGCAAGGUGGAGGCGUUCGCCGUAUCCGGCCACGAGCUGUGCCGGCCGCGGGGCGCCUUCUCCACGCUCGGCAGGGUUCUGCGCAUGGCCUACAGCGAGGCGGGAGACUAUUUGGUCACAAUUGAGGAGAAAAACAAAGCCACGUUUCUGCGUGCUUAUGUGAACUGGAGAAGUAAAAGGACCGAGAACUCUCGUGUGUGCAUCAGGAUGGUGGGGCACCAGGUGGAGGCCCCUUCCGGUGCCGCCUUCGGAGACCAGAUGUCCAUUGUGGAAAUGCCACUGUCUGAGGCACCCCUCUGCAUUUCCUGCUGCCCUGUGAAAGGAGACCUCCUUGUUGGCUGUUCAAAUAAGCUAGUUUUAUUUAGUUUGAAGUAUCAGGUCAUUAGUGAGGAGUUGUCAAUAUUGGACUUCGAGCGCUCUUUAAUUAUACACAUAGACAACAUCACUCCUGUUGAAAUUUCUUUUUGUGUGGGGUACGUUGCUGUCAUGUCAGACUUAGAAGUCUUAAUCCUGAAACUGGAGUCACGCCCUAAAAAUGGAAAGGCAGUUAAUCACCAUCCACGUAAGACCAGUGAUCCAAGGAGACCAGCCCAAGGUACCAGGGAUGAGACUUCACAGCUUGAGUCAGAUGAUUUUGUUAUCUGCCAGAAGCCCAUGGAACUUCUGGGGGAGAAAAGUGAGCAGUCUGGAGUAUCUAUCACGCUGGAAUCUACAGGGCUAGCUGAUGAAAAAGUAGAAUAUUCUCACGUUCACCACCUGCUCUAUAGACGUUUCACUCCUGACAUUUCCUUCUGCGUCCUGUCUGACGACAUCAAGCUGCAUUCACUCCAGCUGCUCCCCAUUUAUCAGACAGGUUCUCCUACUUCCAGUGGAAAAAACUUGUCUCAGGAAAGAGAGCUGCUGAGUCUCUUCUGCUUUUUCUCACUGCCUCACAUGGGUUAUCUGUACAUGGUUGUCAAGUCUGUGGAGUUAAUGUCGGUCUACCAGUACCCUGAGACUUCUCAGCAGGCAGUGCUCACGCCACAGUUUCUGCACGUCAUCACAAGCAACAACCUGCAGUGCUUCACCGUACGGUGCAGUGCAGCGGUGGCUCGUGAGGAGGACCCCUACAUGGACACUACCCUGAAGGCCUGCCCACCUGUCAGUAUGGAUGUGUGCGCUUUAAGAAUACAGCUUUUCAUAGGCUUGAAAGCUAUCUGUCACUUUAAAAACCACAUCAUACUUCUGACCCAGGCAGAUCCCGAGGUCAUCCCAGAGAGAAGAGACUCAUCCAGAAGGCUUCUUUCUAGAAAAGAUACCAGUGUUAAGAUCAGAAUGCCCUCAGUAGCCGAGGCUGGGUGGAAUUUGUAUAUUGUGAAUACCAUCUCACCUGUGCAGCUCUACAAAGAAAUGGUGGAGUACAGUGACAUCUACAAGACUGUGAAGACACAGAGCUGCAUCCACCUUCUCAGCGAGGCGCACCUGCUGCUCAGAGCUGCUCUGAUGGACGCCCAGCAGCUGGAGCCUGGAGAGAGGGCCGAGCUCAUGGAGGCGUUUAAGGAGAGCUGCGGGCACCUGGGAGACUGUUACAGCAGGCUCGACACACAGCAUUCCCACCUUGCUCUGCCCUACUAUAAGAUGUCUGACUUGUCCCUGACUGAAGUUUUGGCCCGUGUCGACUGGGCGGUAGAUCAUGAGUCACAGAAAUAUGAACGGGGAUUGAUCUUUUAUAUCAAUCAUUCACUGUACGAAAACCUAGAUGAAGAACUAAGCGAGGAAUUGGCAGCAAGAGUGGCUCAGCUGUUCCACGCGGCUGAGCCAAAGCAGCUGCCCCAUGUCCUCUGCAGCCCUUCUAUGAAGCAUACUGAUCCUUCACUUGCCUUGAGCUACCUGAGGAGUCUGGACACCUGUGGACUUUCCUCCAUCCUAGUGACCUUAACCAAGGCAGCAAUGGCUCUGAAACUGGGAGACCUUGACAUGCAUAGAAAGGAAAUGCAAAGCCAUUCAGAGAUGAAGUUGGUCUGUGGCUUCAUCCUGGAACCUCGGCUGUUGAUCCAACAGAAGAAGGGACAGCUUGUUCCAACCGAGUUUGCAGUGCACUUGAAGGAGGCUCAGCCUGGAUUGCUGGUUGCUUCAGUCCUGGGCUUGCAGAAGAACAGCAAAAUUGGAAUUGAAGAAGCAGAUUCUUUCUUUAAGAUGCUGUGUGGUCACGGUGAAGACAAGAUUCCUCAGCUCCUACUGGACUUCUGGGAAGCUCAGCUGGUGGCCUGUCUCCCAGAUGUGGUACUUCAAGAGCUGUUUUUCAAGCUCACAUUACAGUACAUCUGGAGAUUGUCCCAGAGGCAGCCUCCUGACACGCCACCCCUGCGCUCAGCAGAAGAUCUGAUAAAUACCUGUAGUCAUUAUGGCUUAAUCUAUCCCUGGGUUCAUAUCUUGAUAUCAUCUGAUUUCUUACUGGAUAAAAAUUACAUGGAAGAUCUUUCAAAGUUACAGUCUCUUAUGUGUGGCCCUUCAUUUGACAUAGCCUCCAUUGUGCCAUUCUUGGAUUCACUCUCAGAAGACACCGUUGCUGGCCUCAGCGUCCACGUUCUCUGUCGGACACUCUUGAAAGAGUAUGAACAGUGCAUAGAUACCCUGCUGGAGCGAUGCCCGGAGGCUGUCAUCCCUUAUGCAAAUCACCAGCUGAAAGAGGAGAGCCGGAUAGCCUCUGUGGUGGAAAAUGCUGUUGCCUCAACUUUGUCAGAGAAUCAGGUGUGGUGGAGAGAAGUAUCAGCUCUACCUGUCAGCACUGAAAGAAACACUGUCGGUUGUUGCUGUGGAGCUGGAGCUGAGGGAUUUCCUGAGCGCUCUCCCAGAGGACGGCACUGCAGCGUUUUUCUUGCCCUAUCUUCUUUACUGCAGCAGAAAGAAGUCACUGACUUGAAGGUGUCAUUUGAACAGUGCCACAGUAGCAUAGAGACAAACUGUAAACACUCAAGCCAAGGAAUUCUGUGCAGUGUGUGUGUCACAGAAGCCUUCGAGACCUUCCUGUACCAUGCGGUGGUGACUUCCUUAAUUUAUAUUCAUAUCCAUUCAGUUGUCCAGAAUGAAAAUUGUCAGGAUGUGAGAAUUCUUCAGAGAAGCGCCAUGUUUCUGAAGGUGGACGCUGAGUGUUGCUCUAAGGAACAACGUCCACUCAGAGCUCUUGAAGACAUGACAGUCUUUUCCAUCCCAGGAACACUUCAAGGAAACAGCAAGUGUGUCAGAUGUCACUCUUAAGGGGUCCAGAGUUUAUCUUCCUGGUUUUUUUUUUAAUCUCUUCAAGAAAGAUAUAAAUGUUCUGCUACAGUAAGAGAUUUCAAACUUUAUUUUCUUGUUACUUUUAAAACUCAUCUAUGUUUCUCUCUGAAUCAAAUGAAGGAGAAAUUUACACAGUUGAUUUCUUGUCUGGCUGUUAGUAGGAUGUGCUGAGUGCAUUUUUUUUUUUUCAGCCAGUUUUUUUUGGCUGAACUGGGGUUUGAACUCAGGGCCUCAUGCUUACUACAAAGAGACACUCUACCUCUGGAGACACUCCACCAACCCUUUUUUGUGAAGGGAUUUUGAGAUAGAGUCUCAUGAACUUUUUGCCUGGGCUGACUUUGAACCACGAUCCUCCUGAUCUCUGCUGCCUCAGUAGCUAGGAUUACAGGCGUGAGCCAGCGGCGUCAGGCUUGUUUCUGUUUUUUAUUAACAUGUACUCUUACUCUUUCAGCCAGAGUGUGUGCAAAAAUAAAGAACUACAU